CUACACCAUACCAAUACCAUAUUCUCUCUCUCUCUCUCUCCGUUUCUCUGUCUACACUGACUUCCUCGCUCUCUCUCUCUCUCUCUUGCUGUGCAGCUAGCUAUACAUUCUAACCCCCAAACCCCAGCUGAAUUUCACCGCAAUCGCUCCUCGACCCUUUCCAAGCAACCCCGCGCGCCACUCACCGGGGGGGCAGCCGUCGCAAGGUUCACCGCCGGAGUCCAUUAUGUACGCCUGUCUCCCUCCGUCGGCACCCGCCUAAAAUGCAUACAGAACCCAUGUCGUACCUCUCCCACCUACACCUCAGGAACCACGGAUUCUCUUGACACUCUCUCACAUAAAAUUAUAACCUUAACCAAGAAACCAACGGUGCUACAUUGAUUAAUUGCACAGUGGUUCAACGUACGAUUUUUGGCCACAAUGGCGGCAACGAACGCCACCACUGCAGCUGCGGUGGAGACCUCCGCCGUGUCCUCCGAUGAGCUUGCUGCGAAGGCGGCGCAUAAGAGGUUCGAAGGCUUGGUCAUGGUACGGACGAAGGCAAUUAAGGGCAAAGGCGCGUGGUACUGGGCGCACCUUGAGCCGAUUCUCGUGCAUAAUUCUGAUACCGGCUUGCCCAAGGCGGUGAAGCUCAGGUGCUCCUUGUGCGACGCCGUUUUCUCCGCCUCUAAUCCGUCGAGGACCGCCUCCGAGCAUCUCAAGAGGGGCACCUGCCCGAAUUUCGCUUCCGUGCCCAAGCCCAUUUCAUCGGUGCCUUCGUCUUGUUCUGUUUCUAUUGCAAGCGUGCCGCACACUGCUAGUAUUUCUCCUUCUUCUCCGCAGCCGCCCCAUAACCACCGGAAGCGCAGUUCGGGAAGUCGAGGCGGCGGCGGCGGCGGCGGCGGAGGGAAUGCGAAUUCCGGUGGCAAUGUUACGUCAUUACCAGCUCAUCAUGUUGUUACGCCUUUGGCUAUUGUUGACCCUUCUAGAUUCACAGUGGAUUUAGCGUAUCCACCAGUGGUUUCAUUCGCUAGUAGUAGUGUUAUUAUUGCAUCUGCUAGUGCGAGUCCCGGCGGCGGCGGUGGUUGCGGUUUGUAUGGGCAUCAACAGCAGCAGCAGUUGGUUUUGUCAGGCGGAAAAGAAGAUUUGGGAGCUUUAGCAAUGUUAGAAGAUAGUGUAAAGAGGCUGAAGAGUCCCAAAGCAUCUGCUGGACCGACAUUGAACAAAGCACAGAUUGAUUCUGCACUUGAUUUUCUUGCUGAUUGGGUCUACGAGUGUUGUGGGUCGGUGUCAUUUUCAAGCCUUGAACAUCCCAAAUUCAAGGCAUUUCUCACCCAGGUCGGACUACCAGCGAUUUCAAGAAGAGAGCUUGUCUGGUCAAGAUUAGAUGGUAAGUACGAGGAGGCCAGAGCUGAAUCCGAGGCCAAAAUUCGCGACGCUAUGUUCUUUCAGAUUGCUGCUGAUGGUUGGAAGUCAAAGGAUCAUGAUCAUGUGGGGGAGGAGAACUGUGUGCAGUUGGCAGUGAAUCUUCCGAAUGGAACUAGUGUGUUCAGGAGGGCUGUUUUUACUACUGGUUAUGUCCCGUCAAAAUAUGCAGAGGAGAUCAUGUGGGAGACCAUCACUGAAAUUUGUGGGAACGCAGUCCAGCAAUGUGUGGGGAUAGUUUCAGACAAGUUUAAGGCCAAGGCAUUGAGAAAUUUAGAGAAUCAACAUCAUUGGAUGGUUAACAUUUGCUGUCAGUAUCAAGGAUUCAACAGUCUGAUUAAGGACUUCGGUAAGGAGCUUCCCUUGUUCAAGAACGUGACUGACAAUUGCUUAAAAUUGACAAAUUUCAUCAACAAUAAGUCUCAAAUUCGGCAUAGUUUUCACAAGUAUCAACUUCAGGAAUACGGGCAUGCUGGCUUAUUGAAAGUACCGUUGCGAGGCUGUGAAAGAUCAGAUUUUGGGCCUGUUUACGCAAUGGUAGAGGAUAUAUUGAGCUCAGCCCGGGCUCUUCAGUUAGUACUGUUAGAUGAAUCAUACAAGAUAGUGUUGUUGGAGGAGCCGGUUGCCAGAGAAAUCGAAGAAAUGAUGAGGAAUCCGCAUUUUUGGAACGAACUAGAAGCAGUGAAUUGUCUAGUUAAGUUAAUCAAAGCAAUGGCUCAAGAAAUCGAGAUGGAGAAGCCACGAGUUGGUCAGUGCCUGCCGCUCUGGGAAGAGCUUCGCGUGAAAGUGAAGGACUGGUGCUCUAAGUUUCACAUCGUUGAAGGACCUGUGGAAAAGAUAAUCAACAGAAGAUUCAAGAAGAACUAUCAUCCAUCUUGGGCUGCUGCAUUUGUACUCGAUCCACUUUAUCUGAUCAGGGACACCAGUGGGAAGUACUUACCACCAUUUAAAUGCUUGACCCCUGAUCAAGAGAAGGAUGUCGACAAACUUAUAACUCGACUCGUGUCGAGGGAAGAGGCUCACAUUGCACUCAUGGAGCUCAUGAAGUGGAGAACAGAAGGGCUUGAUCCAGUUUAUGCUCAAGCUGUGCAACUAAAGCAGAGGGAUCCUAAUACAGGCAAAAUGAAGAUUGCCAAUCCCCAAAGCAGCAGGCUUGUGUGGGAAACUCACCUAACUGAGUUUAAGGCGUUAGGGAAGGUAGCAGUUAGGCUGAUUUUCCUUCAUGCAACUUCAUGCGUUUUCAGAUGCAGCUGGUCUUUGCUGAAAUGGGCUAGUAUUCAUUCUCAUUCGAGGGUGGGAAGGGAUCGGGCCCAAAAGUUAGUAUUCAUUUCUGCACAUUCGAAGAUGGAAAAGCGGGAAUUCCCCAAUGAUGAAGACAAGGAUGCAGAGCUUUUUGCCAUGGAAAAUGGUGAGGACGAUGUGCUCAAUGAGGUUUUUGUUGAUACAUCCUCUGUGUAAGAUUUCCUUUUUUCCCCCUACUUUGGUUGCUUCAUCUUAGGUUGUUUUCCAUUUUGCCAAUUCUUGUCCUUUUAACUCUUUCAAGAACCUGGUUUUGGUUGCCUGGAACAGUCAGUUGAUAAAGGCGGUUAUUACAUUGUGCUUAGAGAAUAGCUGGUUGUUUGUAGCAUAAUGGGGAAGAGGCAGGAACACCAUUAUUCUUCCUUAGGAAAUUUGAAUUAAAUUUACCAUGGAGAACCCUUUUGUUUUCUCCGUUUAUUCUACAUCAAUUUAGACUCCCAAAUUGUUUGAGUUAUUGUUAAUACAAUCCCAACAACAGUUUGGAAUUUGAUGAAUAUGUUGCUUUUAAUCAUUAAUGAGUAAUGAGUUCUUGCCUUUAGUUGCAUACGGCUGUUAAGCGUAAUAUUCGUGUCAUUUUAUGCUUUUUCUCUCAUUUUACUAAUUUCAUCUGCAUUUCAGUGGUUCGACUUACUAUCUUAAACUUAGACCUGCAAUCUACCGAACAGAAAUAAGUUCAGAGGUCAACGGUGCACCUUCUUUUGAGCAAAGCUUUAUCUGCAGGCUAAAAUUUCAAUACCAUUUGCCUCAGUGAUGCUUUAGAAAACUUUUGUAGCCUGGAAACUACGGACCCUUCUUGAGAAAUUUAUCUGGUGACCAUUGAACUGUCCAUACAGCAAUGUCCUGAGCUGCGGAUGAAAUAGCUCUGUGAAGCCGCUCUCUCCUAUUUUCUGGAGUUAAAUAUAACAAGGAAUUGUUUAAUAAUACAAGUUGAUUUUUAUUCUACCAUCCGUGUCGUAAUGGUUAAUUUUGCACAUAGCUACCCUGGAGAUUGAGUACGAGUGAGAUAAGAUUUCCGUUUUGUGGAAAAACGAAAGUUACAAUGGGUUCCUCUAUGAGCUCGUGGCAUAACAAAAUCGGUCCUGUUCUGCUUAAUUUGUGCAAGCUCGUAGUAAUUAUAUGAAAUACUGGUUUCGUAUUCUUCUGUAAGGAUUUGGAAUGUAUCUUCUUUGCCUUAAAAGGUCGUUCGUACAACAACUGUGAUUACGUAUCCACAAAGAUGUUUGUUAUUACUUCCUCUGAUGCUUUCUUAUAUUACGAAACUG
Molecule: messenger RNA, 3965 nt
Organism: Sesamum indicum (sesame)
Lineage: Eukaryota; Viridiplantae; Streptophyta; Magnoliopsida; Lamiales; Pedaliaceae
Source: RefSeq, a predicted model, not a curated record